Molecule: messenger RNA, 4544 nt
Organism: Esox lucius (northern pike)
Lineage: Eukaryota; Metazoa; Chordata; Actinopteri; Esociformes; Esocidae
Product: LON peptidase N-terminal domain and RING finger protein 3
Exons: 10
Coding region: 177-2420 (747 amino acids)
Molecular function (GO): protein binding
Source: RefSeq, a predicted model, not a curated record
UAACACUUUUUUUUUUUACAAUGAGAAUGUCUUUAAUGGUGUACGAUGAUAUCGUCUCAAAGUAGUGAGCUUAUAAGGGAGAGAAGACCUAAAAUAACUAAAUGAACAGAACCCAACCUGUUACUUCCAAAAAGGGAGGCUUAAUCUCGUGAAACUAAUCAACAGCAGCAAUCGAUAUGGAGACAAAUAAUACAGAUGGUAUGCUGUUUCUUGCGGCAGAAGCGUUUCAAUCUAAAAACUUCGGGCUCGCAGCGGACGUAUACGAAUGCCAACUGCUGCACCUCCGAGACCCAAGUACGCAGCAAGAUCUGCUGUUGAAGCGAGCAGAUGCCCUGGCAUUUGAUGGGAAAUUGACCGAAGCAUUCGAGGUCUACCGGAAAGCUUCAGAAAUCGAGAGACUACAGCCAGUCCAGCUGGAUAAUCUAAUUGAGUAUCUAUCUACUAUUAUUAAAACAAAAGAUAGGACAGACAGUCAAACCAGACAGGAGACAAACUCUGUUUGGGUUGGAUAUGAUGCAUUUGCCUGCAGAAUUUGUUAUGGAUUUCUAUAUGAGCCAGUUACCUUGCCUUGUGGACACUGCUUUUGCAAAAAGUGCCUGGACAGAGAAAAAAUGCCUCUCUGUUGCAAAGAGUGCAAUGACUGUACCAAACUCAAUGAUGUUAAAAAUUAUAGAGUCAAUGUUGUUCUUAGUAACUUGUUGUCGAAGUGGUUUCCGAUUCAAUUGCGUGCUGUACAGCUCAGACGUGAGGGAAAUGGACUAUACGCAGAGAAAAGAAUGGAUGCUGCGUUGGAAAAAUACAACGAGGCAAUACAAUUGGCUCCAAGGGACCAUGUGCUCUACAGCAACCGAUCACAGAUCAAUUCCAGUCUGAAUAAUUACGAGGCUGCACUUAAUGAUGCAGAGAUGGCUUGCAACCUCAUGCCUCUUUGGUCAAAGGGACAUAUUAGAAAAGCACAAUCUCUUGUCACUUUGGGUAAAUGUGAAGAAGCAUUAAGAGAGUACCUGAUCGUCAUUACAUUAGAUCCUGAAAGUAAACUGUCAAGAACAGAGGCUCAAAAGAUUCUGAGUGAUCUCUUGUCCCCUGUCACUGAUCAAGUACACAACAGAAUCUUGGACAGCACAAACCUACUAUCUUCCAGAACGAGAAUCAAAGGUAGCAUACUGAACACCUCAGCUUCAAGCUGCAUCACCACCACUUCCUCUAAGUCUUACAAGGACGGCAAGAAUGUCAUCACCUCUGAUGAGAAGUUGACAUUGUUGCCCUUGCUGAGUGAAUCUAAGAGCGACAGUUCAUUUGAGACGAUGUCAUGCAGCGAAAAGAAAGGAGAAGAUCAGGUUGACCUGAGUAUCUGCCAUCCCACUGUUAUCGACAGGAGUGUCUUCUUCAAACGCAAACGUAGCUCUUCAGAGGACAGCCAAGUAGAUAACGGUGACAUCUGUAAGCGCUCUAAAUCUGAAAUGACCCAGAAUGAAGAGGCAACUUCCUGGAGUGCAGUCCUUGCUGACCUCAUAGACCCAUCUGACCUGGAGUGUUCUCUGUGUAUGAGGCUCUUUUAUGAACCAGUCACCACUCCAUGUGGCCAUACUUUCUGUUUGAAAUGCCUUGAGCGAUGCCUGGACCACAACCCCAAGUGUCCCCUCUGCAAGAUGAAUCUGGAAGAGUACCUGGCAGAAAGUAAAUACAACAAGACUGUCUUGAUGGAGAACCUUAUCUGCAAGUAUCUGCCAAAUGAGCUCAUGGACAGGCAGAAAGUGAAUGCGGAGGAGAUUGAAGACUUAUCCAAUCUAAACAAGAAUGUGCCUAUAUUUGUUUGCACCAUGGCCUUCCCCACUGUUCCAUGCCCCCUUCACAUCUUCGAGCCCUGCUACCGGCUGAUGAUCCGUAGGUGCAUGGAGAUGGGUACCAAGCAGUUCGGAAUGUGCCUCGGCGAUAACCUCAAAGGGUUUGCAGAUUACGGUUGUCUCCUGGAGAUCCGAAACGUGGAGUUCUUUGCGGAUGGCCGCUCUGUUGUGGACACCAUUGGGAAGAGAAGGUUCAAAGUCACCGAGCAUCACCAGAGAGAUGGAUACAACACAGCAGAUAUUGAAUACCUGGAAGACGUUAAGGUGGAGGGUGUGGCAGAAAAGGAGCUGCAGGCUCUUCAUGAUGCAGUGUACGACCAAGCCUUAAUCUGGGUCAACUCCCUCAAAGCAGAACAGAAGGAAAGGAUUGUGGGACACUUUGGGCCCAUGCCGGAGAAAGACUCAGAGCCACAGUCCAGUCCAAAUGGGCCUUCCUGGUGCUGGUGGCUGCUGGCAGUCCUUCCUCUGGAGGGUCGAGCUCAGCUGCCUUUCCUAGCUCUGACCUCCUUGAAGGACAGACUCAUAGGCAUCCGGAGAGUACUUCUUUUCAUAUCCCGCAACCGCACCUCUCGGUAACUUUAAACCUCACACAACUACCCAUCUCUUCCAUCUGGGGGUUUGUGUUUUUUUGUUUUGACUUUUUGUUUGAAAGACCAAAUUGUAACAAGCCUUUUGUGAAAAUAGGUUACUAUUGGCCAGUGGGCUCUAAUUAGAUUGCCGAAAUGUAGUGACGAUUGUUCCUUCUGAGGAUUGGAAAAGGUUACUUACGGACUCAGUAUUUUAAUCGGUAUGCUUUAAAGACAGAAAUGAUUGAUUUAGCGUUUAGAAUAUCUUAUUAUUUAUGAACAAUGUGUGCAUGACAACACGUUUACAUCAUGACAAACUAUUUCAAUGAUGACUUAUUUUUUCCAAAGGGUUUAUUAUACACAAACUGCAUACUAUCAAUACCAAAACCCCUAAGAAUAUGUAAAAAAGAAUGAUAGAAAUAUUAAUAGAAUAAAAUAGAUAAUGACAAUACACUACAUUACAAGUUCUGCUUAUUAUUAUAAAAAUGUUACCUGUUUUGGUGUGGAUAAGUGCAACACACCUCCAGUUGAAUCUACUUAUGGAAUAUUUAUUGGUAUUUAUAUUAUCUACUUGGCACUUUAGUUUCAGUAGUCACAGAGGUGCGGCACUGUUUUCCAUGCAUGGCAAGCAAAGGUGGGUUGUGCUUUGCCUUCAAGAAAAUACAACUUUUAUUGUUUUGUUGGAUGUUACAUAUUUUUUUGCCUGCCAGGCUUUUUCAUAUAUUUUUUUUUUUACUGUUAUUUUUGUGUUUUAUUGAUCACCUUUUUUAUACCGACGAUAUUGAACCAGGAUGGUUUUGUUGUGUAAAUGUGUUGUUGAUCAAAAGUAAUAUUUUGUAUUCCAAGGGCCAAUUUAAAAAUAUUGUAUUUAUGUAAGGCUGCCUUUACUCCAAUAUUAUAUACGGCAGGUAUGCUUAUACAAUAAGGAUAACACAAGUGACAAAGAAACGAACAGUGAUUGCAAUAACGGUUACUACCCUGUGUAGCGUGAUCGCUGGAUAAUACAUAAAGGACAAUGAAGUGAAUGUGAACAUGUAAAUAAUCCUGGACGAGGGUAAUAUCAACUUGAGUCUGGAAUGUGCCGGAUUUAUCAGCCUUACCAUUAUUACCACUUUCCAAUAGUGUCAAUUUGAUUUGAGAAAGAAGUCUUGAACUAGACACAAUAACAUUACUGUCCUGACACACAUAAAGGGUCGGUUCAAUACUGGACCGGUCGAACCAUUCUAUUAACUCCUGAACAUCUUUUUGUCCCCUGGAAUCAUAAGCUGUAGCAUACAAACCCUCAGUGGUUUCUAAUCUUUUUCAACAUUUAGUGCCUUAAGUUGAAUUUCUUCCAUGAUGCCAGUACCAUAAGGCUGAAACUCAGCAGGAUUUAGACAAAGGUAGCAUUCCAUUGAGGAAGACCUGGCCCAAAUAUCAUUUUGUUUUGCUGAAUAUGUGAUAUUUUCUUUCAGGAGGACUGUCAUUUUAAGAGUCCUUUUUUAAAACAGUCCUGGUUCAUUGUAUGAGAAUUUUCACUGUGUAUCAAAAAAAUGAAAUAAACAACAUUUUUUAUUGGACUUUAAACAACAAAAAACAACAUUGAGACUUUGUUGAUUGGCAUGUAAAUUCAACUAGCUUCAAUUUCCAAAGCCUUACACUUUUAAAUGUAUAUUAAUUUGAGCUGGCUAUUGCAUGAAAGCCAAAUUGUCAUUCAUCAAAUAUGCAUUUUACCUAUUUACAUCAGAAAAUUCAAAAACAAAUAUACAAAUUCCUUACCUUUUUGAAUUCCACAGUGAUGACUGAACCUUAUGCUAUUGAUCUAAGUCAAAUCUACCUCUGACAUACUGACCUGUAGCUCUUCCACCACAGAACAUGCUAAUCCAUUCAUAUUGACCUUGGUUUCUAUGAAUGGGGUGAACAUGGGUCUUAUUUUGAUGGUUGUAUAACACUUGUAUAAUUGCCUCUAACUGUAUGUGUUUACAAAAAUGAAUGUAUGUUGUAGGCAUCUUAUCCAAUGUUAUAUUUCUGUUUUGAUGGAGUUGUACUUUACAGUGGAAUUGUAUUUUACAAUGUUAAACAAUGUACAGAAAACAAACUUCUGAAUAAAAAAGGCUAUGCUCUGAGUUUGCAAAAUUAGAGCUGAACCAAAGGU